Messenger RNA from Pocillopora meandrina, 3977 nucleotides. The record is from the annotation of a GenBank genome assembly. Lineage: Eukaryota; Metazoa; Cnidaria; Anthozoa; Scleractinia; Pocilloporidae.
AUGGUGAACCUAGGGGAGAUUUUUCCUGAUUUCCAUGUCCGCACCAGCGAAGGCGAGCUUGAUUUCCACAAAUUUAUCGAAGGAUCGUAAGUAGAAGUUUGAAAUAAUUUUUGCGCACUGUAAACCUUUUUGAAUUUUUGUUGUCUGUGGUGGUCCACAAGUCUAGUGCCUAAAGUUUUUCUGUUAUCUUUUAUUCUCCGAUCUACCGAGAUCUAAUUUGACGUUUCAUCUUGCAGAACUGACAAAACAAUUUCAACUGGCUGUUCGUUCUAGUCAUUCAUGAUCUUUUGUUGGCUCUGGCCUGCGCAAUACCGUUUGCGUUGUUUACAUCGAACGCGGGUUAUAUAUUUCAGUUUAAUCAAACCCAUUUCGACUUUUGCACGAAAGAUGUCAGCACAUGCACGAAAGAUAGAGAGAAAGAAAUGAUUUAAACUGUCUUGACAUGCCACUCUUACAAUCCGUGUUAGUUAUGGGGUGUGUUGUAAGGAUAGUGUUCCAUUAAUUAAGGGGGGCUCUGUUACGUCAAUUUGACCUAUUUUCGUGAUAGGAAAUAUUUGCAAUGUCAUUUCCCGUGGAAAAACGAACGCUCGACGUCAGAAUGAGCCAAGCAGAAGCGAGGUGUGUUAAGGAUUUAUAAGGACAGCGAAAGAUAAAUAAGAAAAUGUCAAUUACUUGCACAAUGUUAUGAAUUCAACUAAAUUAAGCCAUCAGUCAAACAGAUGAUGAAUUAUCAAUUACUGACAAGUAACUAAUUAAGGCAAACAAACGGUGACCUUUUAGGUGGAUGAAGGUCUACAAAAAAAAAAAAAGAACUUGUUCAGUAUGUAACAAUCCGGGCUAUGUUUUUUCAAGGGAUUACAUGUGUUUCUGAGCCCUUAACAAUAUUAAAAGAUUUGAAAUUGAGACAAAAACAGGAAGGGCGGCCCACUUGUAUGCUCUUUAGUGAGUUGUUAAAGAACCCGUGCUUACACAGGCCCUGGCCUCCGAGAGUUAUGCAAUGGUAUGUAAUAGCCUACUUGGAGACCAGUGAGUAUCUAUUGUCGGGGGGGGGGGGAGAUGGGAGGGUUUUGGGGGAGUCACAUGGUUUUCAGAGGAAAAGAAGGGGGGGCGGGUUAAUCGUCGCCAACAGAAUACGAUGAUGGGGGGGGACUAUAGGGACUAAUUGACCGCCAAUUAACUGCCAGUGAGGCGAGGGGGGGGAAGGGUUAUCAUAAGAAUAUUUCAGGGUGGGAUCAUAAAAUUAUUUCGUGCCACAACCAAAAUCCCACCCUCCUUCCCCUCAAGCGAUAAAUAAUGACCGAUCCCUCCCAUGAACGGGGCUUGAAUGAGACGGGAAAAAAGUUACUCCUUUUAGAGAUGUGUCUGUCGCGUUAGUCGCAACUGAUGUUGAUGGUUUUUUCCCUGUAAAUCUUUUCUUUUUCAUUAUCUCGCAUAAUUUCAGCAAUUUUGUGAAUUUCUCUUUGUCAUGACUGAGCCCAUUCCCUUCCUCAGAGCUUGAGGGUUCAAGUUAGCUCCCUUCCGGAAAUCCAAUUUCCUUCAGCCCUCACGUCAAAUAAUACGACAAAACUGAAACUAAACUUACGCGGUUUGGCGAAAAAAAGCGAACCUCAAGUGCCCGUGCAGCUUGUUCGUGGCUUUACAAUCCGCGAAAUAGGAAAUUUGCAUGUGAUAAAUCUCUUCUUCCAUGGCCACGUGCCGAAGAAGUCAUGAGUAAAAGUAGGUUGCAGAAGCUCAAGGUUAUACGGGAAAAACUGAUUUUAUAAUAAGAAGUACAACAUCAUAUCAAGCUGCGAAUUCCUUAUUAGUACGAUGCAUCAUUGUAGUGCACUGUUGUUACUCUCUAUAGAUGGGCCAUUUUAUUCGCUCACCCCGCCGACUACACACCCGUGUGUACCACUGAGUUGGGCUGCUUGGUUGGAAUGAUCCCAGAAUUCACCAAGCGCGGUGUUAAGCUCAUUGCUUUGUCAUGUGAUGAUGUUGACACACACAAAGGAUGGAUGGAAGAUAUCAAGGCCUUCAUCAAGACAGACCUAAUGGACUUCCCUUAUCCGAUUAUUGCCGACCAAGGGCGUGAACUGGCUGUGAAACUGGGAAUGGUCGAUCCUGACGAAAAGGAUGCUCAAGGAAUGCCACUUACUUGCCGUGCGGUAGGCGUUUUGACCGUGUUUCCAAAUAAAUACGCGAUGGCAGAGCGGUUUUUGCAAUGCGCGUAUGAUAGAAAGAUCCGAAAUAGAGACCUGUUCAAGAAAAUUGAGACACUUUUCCCUCAAAGCGCUCCUCAUCAACUUCACAAGAAGUAUAAGUAGAUAUCAGUAAAAUCUCAGUAAAACAAACCCUUGGGGCGGGAGAAAGAAAUUAUACUCCUAGUUGUUUCAUGUUGCCAGAAACUUGGUUAAACUCCGGCUGUCUUUCGAAUCAGUCUAACAGACACUCCACUGAAAAAACAUUGAAACCUAAAAAGCAUAAACCAUGAACGAUGAGACCUAAUGGCAUUAUGGGAGAUGUUGAUUUCCACAAAUUUAUCGAAUAUUUAUAGAUGCUUUUCAUAAUGUUAAAGGUGUUCGUUAUCGGACCAGACAAGAAACUUAAGUUGUCAUUCCUGUAUCCCGCCUCGUGUGGACGGAACUUGCAGUAAGUCAAGUCAUUAAUCCUUUACACCCUUAUAUCAAUGUGCAUAUUCUCCAUACUUUCUCUAGACAAUUCUAAGAAGCUGACAAAGAGAAUUUGUUUAAAAAUCAAGAACUUCCUUAGUUGGUGACCUUUCCCUUUAAUCUCGUGACCUUAAUGUGUGAUUUAGAGGUGAUAUUGUGAUAAGAAAUUAGAUGCUGAUCAGUCGUUGGGGUCAAAGGGUUAAAAAUUAAGUCUAAGCCACGCCCAGAGUGGUCUUUGAUUCACGAUUUCCGACAAGCACUCCUUACCGGAUCAUUUGGGAAAUCACCCGAGAGUAACUGGCUAUUUUACUUCGCUUGCAGUGAACUAUUACGUGUGAUAGACUCAUUGCAGUUGACUGCCACAAAACAAGUGGCCACUCCUGCAGACUGGGAGGUAGGUUGUCUUUAUUGAAAAAGUAGAGCACUUGAGGUAGUUGAGAGGCUUGAUGAGUUCGUAUACAUUAUUUGGCGUUAGAUGCAUAUGCGGACAACGAAAAAAAGUUACAAUUUACGUCUCUCCUUACUUGUUCCCUAAAGUUUGUAGCUUGCUAGUUUGUAACACUCAACCGAUAUCUGGGAGGCACGGGUUGAAUUCUAAAGCAAAAACUAAAAUGUUCUUGGACGCCAUUGAAUACGGUUUAGAUGCAAAGAACAAUUUAUCACUUGGAUUGAUAAUCUUCGUAGUUUAUAAGUACCAAAAUAAAAACAACAACAACAACAACAACAACAGCAAUACAUCAGGGGUGGAUCCAACAUUUUUUUCUCAGAAGGGGGUACGCCUCUAAUGAAUGGCGUAACUGAUCGCAAACAUAUUAUGAAAACGAACGACGAAGAGUAAGACCUAAGACUAGACAAAAAGGUAAAGUGAACAACUUAGAUGAACGCUACGGCAGGUUUUCUAUAACCGUGUAGUUAUAUCAGAAAGCCUCAGGUCACCUCAGAGGGGAGGGGAUGCACAUCCCCUGUACCCCUCUCCUAGAUCUGCCCACUGAAAUUUUCCUGACAACCUCGUUUCCAAAAUCCAUAAUUUAUUUAACAACGAUGGCUUUUCUGCCACGACGGCAAGGCAUCCGCCUAAAUAAACUGGGCUCCUUGUCAGUUACUAUGAUGUUUGCAUUGAAGUGAAUUUAUUAUUUUAUCAUUUGACCUUUUUCAGCCUGGCAAAGACUGUAUGGUUCUUCCCACGGUGAAAGAUGAAGAUCUUGAGAAACUAUUUCCAAAGGGUGUCAAAGUCAGAGAAAUGCCCUCAGGUAAAGGGUACAUGCGGUACACUCCUCAUGAACAAACAGAGUAGAACUGAAUGUGAAUUAAAGCUUGUCAGUUGUC